AUGAGUUUCGUCAGCCUUCUGGCGUUCGGCGCGUUAGUUGCUGGCACAGGUAGCGGGACGAUCGCAGGGCACGCCUUUUCACCUUCUGCAGAAAUGGCUGUCGCGAAGCUGGGCUGCGCGGAGAAGUACCGCAUCUCAAACCUAUAUAAGCGUCGAAGCUUGAUGGGACGACUCGCCAACGAAGCGGAGCUGUUGAGAGGAGCAGUGUUCUGGCGUCGAAGGCUAUCUGUGGAGCUCACAGAGGCCAGGAAAAUUGGGAACGGGCUAGGAUCUUGCGAAGCUGGAAUGUUGGGUCAUAAUGCAGCCGCAAAUGCUCACUUCGGCGUGGAGCGUAUUACAUCAAUCCACUGCAGGCUUCAAGCUGCCAUGUCAUCGCUGCUCGUCAUAGCCAGGGACAACCUGGAGCUCAUCAACCGUACUCUGACUCCGACUCUGCGAACGGAGCGCGAUGCACUUGAUCGACAUCUCGCAUUUGAGCGGGAACGCCAAUCAGUCGCACGGAACGCGAACACUCAAGAUGUGCGUAGGGACUCGCACCUCUUCGUCGACCGUCAACCCCUCGCCCUUGCGGGAGGACUUGCAAACUGGACUGCCUUUCGAAAUGUGCUCUGGGUGUGUUGGCGCGCAGACAUUUACCGACGGUGUCUCUUUGCCGUCCCGCAUCGUCGACUGCCGCGAAAGUUCGCAACCGUCUUCGUGCCAUACGUGCUUGAUCUAGCCGGCAACGCGAGCAUUCGUUUGCUGAACUCGAUUCGAAUCAUUCAAGUGUGGACCGGAGGGGCGUCUGCCGUGGCAUCCAUCUUCGACAUGUUCUGUUGGGGCGGCCGGCAGUUCGAUGAGCACUGCGCAAUCGGGACACUCGGUCGCGAAAGCCUAGGGGCACUAGCGCGGACUCUCAGCCUGGAUAACACCAAGGCAGCCCUCGCUAGAUGUGAGAUAAGAAAAAGGGAAAAGAUACGGCGACGCGUAUCCGUAGGGUAA
Aureococcus anophagefferens is the source of this 981-nucleotide messenger RNA. RefSeq lists its product as hypothetical. Lineage: Eukaryota; Pelagophyceae; Pelagomonadales; Pelagomonadaceae. The record is from RefSeq and is a predicted model, not a curated record. The transcript is spliced from 2 exons. Bases 1 to 981 code for a protein of 326 amino acids.